Molecule: messenger RNA, 1454 nt
Organism: Helianthus annuus (common sunflower)
Lineage: Eukaryota; Viridiplantae; Streptophyta; Magnoliopsida; Asterales; Asteraceae
Product: probable sarcosine oxidase
Exons: 3
Coding region: 111-1373 (420 amino acids)
Molecular function (GO): flavin adenine dinucleotide binding; sarcosine oxidase activity
Source: RefSeq, a predicted model, not a curated record
ACAAAUAUAUAUACAAUUCAUCAAUAUAAUCAUUACAAUUUCACUUGUGAAAGAAACAAAUAUUCAAAUUGCAACUUUAAUCUUCAACUCUUCAAGUAAAAAAAAAAACCAUGGAGGAUUCAACCCAAUUCGAUGUGAUCGUGAUCGGAGCAGGCGUGAUGGGAAGCUCAACCGCGUAUCAAGCGGCUAAACGCGGCCAAAAAACGCUACUCCUCGAGCAAUUCGACUUCCUGCACCACCUUGGAUCGUCUCAUGGAGAAUCUCGAACAAUUCGAGCUACUUACCCUGAAGAGUACUAUACCCCGAUGGUGAUCGAAUCGGAGAAACAAUGGAGAGAAUUUGAAUCAGAAAUCGGGUACAAGGUUUACUACAAAACCGGGCAGCUGGAUUUGGGUCCAGCUGAUAAUAGCUCUCUGGUCUCAAUCAUCAACAAUUGUAGAACACACUCGAUUAAUCACCGGAUUCUCGACCGUGAUGAGGCGAGGACACGGUUCUCUGGAAUGGUUGAGAUUCCAGAGAACUGGAUCGCGGUAACGACGGAGCUUGGUGGUGUUCUGAAGCCUACGAAAGCGGUCGCGAUGUUUCAAACACUCGCGAUCAAACAUGGGGCGAUUCUUAAGGACAAAAGGGAGAUUGUAGACGUUGCGGUUGAUAAACAUCGAGGCGGAGUUUUGGUUAAGAGCGGAUCGGGGGAGAAGUUUUGGGGGAAGAAAUGUGUGGUGACCGCGGGAGCUUGGAUUAGUAAAAUGGUACAAAAUGUUUGCAAUGGUGGUGUGAAUUUGCCUGUACAACCUGUUGAAACAAGUUUGUUUUACUGGAAGAUUAAAGAGGGUUAUGAGGUUGAUUUCACCGUUGGAGCCGGUUUUCCGUCGUUUGCAAGCUAUGGUGAUCCGUAUAUCUACGGAACACCGGCUUUGGAGUUCCCGGGUUUGAUCAAAGUUGCGGUUCAUGGUGGUCGGGAAUGCGAUCCAGAUUCGAGGACAUGGGGAGCAGCAGCGGCAGGUACUGAAGGUACAACAAUGGUGAUUGGAUAUCUAAAAGAAUGGAUCAAAUCAACGUUUGGUGAUCGAGUCAAUUGGGAAGAUGGGCCGGUGAUGCGCCAAUCUUGCAUGUAUUCAUUAACACCAGAUGGAGAUUUCGUGAUUGAUUUCUUGGGUGGUGAGUUCAACGAAUAUGUGGUUGUUGCCGGUGGGUUCUCGGGUCAUGGGUUCAAGAUGGCUCCGGUGGUUGGGCGGAUAUUGGUGGAUUUAGCGUUAGGCGGAAAAGCGGCUGCGGCCCAAGAAGAAGAAAUCAAGCAUUUUAAGCUUAGAAGGUUUGAAGAUAACCCCAAAGGAAAUGCUAAAGCCUUUGAAGAACAAGUUCGUCUUAGGUAAUUUCAAUGGUUGUUUGAACUUUGAAGUAUGUGAUACGUUACAUUUUUAAUCAAUGUAGUAAUCCAUUUUGUUUUAAAUGUA